CCGUCAAAGGCACAUCACUACCCCCCGGAUGAGUUGCACAUGACGUAAUGGUCCCAGUUACACACAAGGUAUAUGAUGUGCACCUAGGAUGGUGGAAGCAAAAAAAGUAUAAAAGGAGACCAACCUACUCAGACUCCAACAAUCCCCAUAUACAAUCCGCUUAAUCAAACCAGUUACAAGAAAUUUUACAAACAAACACAACUGCAAUCAUGAUGACAAGCAACGUUCAAGAACCCCACCGCUCUAACAGUGCCCGUAAGGCUCCAAGAAAGUUCAGUGUGACGGACUCGGCCAAGCACCCUCAUUUGCACCAAAUCCAUGAAACGUUGCAUAACCUCAAAGAAGAUGCCAGGGAGUCAUACGCAAUCCAUAAACAAGAAAAAGAAGAGCGUCGUGCGAAGCGUCCGCAAGACGGCAAAACCAAUCCUAUGGAGUAAGCAGUAACCAUACUUCUCCAGAUAUAGCGUACAUCAUAUCAUAUCGUCAUCAUCAUCAUCUAUCAUCAUCAUCAACAUUUUCCUGUACUUGACACCUUUCCCAAAGAUUCAAAUCUUGUGUAUAUAUAUGGAGUAGCUUCCCCCUUCUCUCUUCCUUUUUAGCUUUUAUAUAUCGUAUCUUCACCAUUUGUAUAAAAUAAAACACACAAUCAGUGCAU
Messenger RNA from Zychaea mexicana, 655 nucleotides. RefSeq lists its product as uncharacterized. The coding region runs from base 210 to 437 and encodes 75 amino acids. The transcript has a single exon. The record is from RefSeq and is a predicted model, not a curated record. Lineage: Eukaryota; Fungi; Mucoromycota; Mucoromycetes; Mucorales; Lichtheimiaceae.